AAGAGUCUAGAAAAAAUUGUGUGGUUGCUCUAAUAUUAUAUGUAAUAAGUUUUUUCGUAUCAAAUAAUAUCGUAUUGAUUGAAAAUUCAAUAUUUAAGUUAUAUCUGUUUGGAUACAAAAUUUAAUUACUAACCAUGAGAGAAUCAGCUCAUGAAAUAAGUUUCGACGUUUGGAAGCAAUGGAUUUUAGAUGCUAUCACAAAAAUACGAUCCCAAAAGCAGCGACCAAGCGUUCAACGUAUUUGUCAAGCAAUCGGAACACAUCACAAAUUUCAUGAGGACAUUGUUGCUGAAAAAUUGGAACAAGCCGUAGAGUCUGGUGCUGUUAUUAAAGUCUAUAACAAGGGUCUGCAUUCAUACAAAGCACCUAUGGCUAAGCGUCGUAUUAAAGUUGAGAAAAAUACAAAUUUGUGCAAAAUUGUUGCAAAAGCUGUUCAUGAUUUGGGUGAAUGUGAAGGAUCAACAAUAAAAAGCAUUGAAAAUUACGUACAAAAGUUUAAUAAUGUUGAACUUGGAGAAGGAGUUGAUUUUAAAGCAGUUAUUAAAGUUUCAAUUAAAAAAGCUGUCGACACUGGUUAUCUUAUACAAGAAGGAAAACUAUAUAAGAAAGGAAGAUCUUUAACUACACCACGUAAAACUAAUAAUGUAGAAACUGUUGAAACUGGUGAUAAAAAUUGCAUGAACUGUUUGGGUAAUGCACAAAAAAAUCAAAAUGGCAUUCCGGAACCACUUAGUUCUUGCAAGGAAUGUGGUAUUUCAUUGCAUACAACUUGCGCAAACAUUGCUGGGAAAUGUAAGUCGCAAUCUUACGUCUUACUUUAUAUGUUAGUGACCAAAGGAAGUACUUGGAAUUGUCAAUCAUGUGGUCAAUGUAGUGUAUGUAAUAGUCGCGAUAAAGGUCCCUGCUUGCUUCAAUGUUCUAUCUGUAAAAAUAAUUUUCAUUUAACGUGUUUAGAUACUGUGCCUGACAAAAAACCCAAACAUCCUUACAGAUGUAAAAACUGUACCAGAAAUAACUACGAUUUGAGUCGCGUUAUUGUAAAAAAGGAGGUUAUGGAUUCGCCAAGGAAUCGUAAUGCUAAUAUGCUACAAAAGGGUAGUGAAUAUUCAAUUUCAAGCGGUACUGAAAGAAAAUGGGGAAAUUCUAGAUUAAAAGAAAGGAAGACAACAAUACUUGCUUCUAAACGUAUAAACUUGGAUUCAAUUGAUAACCCAACAACGUCGCAACUCAUAAAAUUGGAAUUAGAUAAGAGCAAAAAUGUCAGAACUAGUGAUAGAGCUAUAUCAUCUUUACAUCUAUCCAAACAGAAUUUAACAUUAGGCUCAGUAUUGGGUGGAGAAAAAAAAAUGAAAUUAAGUGGUUCUAUUAAAAUGGAUCCUGAUAACAAACAAAUUAGUCGAAAGCGUACAUUAUCUGAAGUAUCGACAUCAAGUUCUUCAAGUGAUAGUGAUGAUGAUGACAAUGCAGAUUGUAAUGACCAUGAUGGAACUUCAUCUGGUUCCUGUUCGUCAUCUAGUUCUGCAACUGACUCCAGUGAAAGCAGCAGCGAAAGUACUGACUUUGAUAAUGAUGACGAUGAGAAUGAUGAAGAAAAUGAUGAUGAUUAUGAUUCGGACAAAAGUGAUACAAAAUCAAAUAUAUUUACACAAAACAAUGUGCUGAAAGAAUCAGAAGGUAAUAAUGUCUUUAACAACAAAGAACAAAAAGAUCAAAAUUGGGGAUUUGCUGCAGUAGCAAAAAAUAAAACUGAUAUAUUUUCGAAAUGUAAAAAUGAAAAAGAUCAAUGUUUUAAUAAACCUAAAUAUGGAAAUAUGACAAAUGAUCUAAGAAAAAUAAAUUCAAAUAAUGACGUUUCACUUGGCUCUGAUCCAAAGCAAUUUGUAGGAUUAGAGGAAAAACAAAAAGAUAACAUAUUUACAUUUAAUACAAAUCGUUUUAAUAUAGAAAAUAAAAAAGAUAUUCGAAAUAAAGUUUCAACUGAAAUGAAGUCGAAAUCAACACUUAAAGACAACUCCCAAAAAACUUUCAGUACAGUAAAAAAGAAGUUUGUAGAACUAAAAUCAGCACCGUUGGAAAAUAGAAGUGUAUUUUCCUCCCAACAAGAAAACGAAGUUCCAUAUUUGGCAAAAACAUCGGUUAUUAAAUAUCAAAUGUUAAAGGAGAUGGAUUAUUCUAAAGAAGGCGAUAAUGAAGAAUUGUUAAAAGCAGAUAAUGAAGAUUAUAAUACAGUGAAAAAGGAAGAAUUAAGUGAACGAUUUGAAAGAAAUUGUUUUGAUAUGGAUAAACUACCUAUUGGAGUAAAAACAAGUGAUGUGACGGUAUAUCAAAAUAUUAGAGAAUCGGCAAUGAAACGAGUUGCAGAAGACCUAUGUAAAUACCCAAAUAUGGAUGCCAAAGUAUCACCAAACAAAUGUGUUUCGGAACGAUGUCCUGCAUCAAUAGAAAUAGGAAAAUGGCAUAUUGAUACUUGGUAUUCAAGUCCUUUUCCUCAAGAGUACGCCAGAUUACCGAAAUUAUAUUUGUGCGAAUUUUGUCUUAAAUAUACAAAAAGUAGAUCUGUAUUGGAUAGACAUCAAAAUAAAUGUACAUGGCGUCAACCACCUGGUACAGAAAUUUACCGGCAAAAAGAUAUAUCUGUAUUCGAAGUUGAUGGCAAUGUUAAUAAAAUAUAUUGUCAAAACUUGUGUUUAUUGGCGAAACUAUUUUUGGAUCACAAAACUCUUUAUUAUGAUGUGGAACCAUUUUUGUUUUACGUUUUAACCAAAAAUGAUAAGAAAGGUUGUCACUUUGUUGGAUAUUUUUCCAAAGAAAAACAUUGCUCUCAAAAAUUUAACGUGUCUUGUAUCCUAACAAUGCCACAGUAUCAGCGACAAGGAUUUGGAAGAUUUUUAAUUGACUUCAGUUAUCUUUUGAGCCGUGAAGAAGGGCAAUUAGGUACACCUGAAAAGCCAUUAUCAGAUCUUGGCCGAAUUUCUUACUUUUCUUAUUGGAAGUCAAUUAUAAUUGAGUAUUUGUAUGAUCACCGAAAUAUUCCUAAAAUAACUCUUUAUGAUAUUUCUCAAAAAACUGGUUUAACUGUACCAGAUAUAUCUUUAACGUUUGAACUAUUAAACUUUAUAAGAGUAAGAAAAAAUGAAAACGAUAUACGUUUUCAACCCGUUUUUAUAGUUGACUGGGAUGUAGCACAAGCUAAAUAUAAAAAAUUACAAAAUUCGAGGACUCGAAUACCAAUUGAAUCAGAAAACUUAAGAUGGAGUCCACUAUUAACAAAUACUAAUUCAGGAACCCUAGAAUUAGCACAACAAAAACGAAAUGAGUUUUUUAAUUAUAACGAUGGCUUAAAGGAAGAUAUGAAAACCGAAAAAAUACAGGCAUAUUCGAAACCGACUGGUAUAAAAGAAAAUUCUAAUAGAAAGAAUUGCAAUAAUUUCCGAAAUUUUCGCAGUAGUCAACUGCAAAAGCCCAAAUAUAAAGGUAUAAAUAAAAUUGAUAAAAUUGUUCAAAAGAAGUCUGAUCAAAACGAUUAUGGCUAUUCGAACUUUUUUGAGUAUGAAACAACUCAAAAUAAAACUUCUGAAAAUACAGAAGUUGCUAAAAGCAUUCCUAAUGUGCGUAAACGAGGCAUUAGUGCGGAAGUAUUUGCAAUGAAACAGAAAGGUUUUAAGAAAUAUAAAUUGGACAACAAUAUUAAUAAGGAGGAGUCAGUUAAUGAUUUCAAAAGCCCACAAACUGAUUUAUAUGAAUCCGACAGUGGAAAGCAAUUUAAUGAAAUUGUGGCAAACACUUCAGAGCAGAGUGAAUGUGUAGAGUCACAAGAAAGCUUAAAACUACCGACAAGCCGAGCUCAACGUUUGGCUAAUCGCAAACAAAGUACAAGUACAAGUACUAGUAAACAAGAGAGUACUAUUGAAAAUAAUAAUCCUGUUCAAGUGCAGAAAGAGAGUAAAGAAAAUGAAUUAAAAUCUGAGGAAACCUCUAAUAAACCCUCUGAAGUUAUAAAAAUAGAUUUGUGUGGUUUAAAGCCAUCAGACAUAGAUGAGAAUAAGCAAGUAAAUAAUAAAAAUGUGAUUCAACCAGAUUUGAAUGAGAAACCAAUUAAUACAGUUCCAAAACUUAGGGGUAAGAAAUCUGGAACAAAUUAUGAUCCAAAUUAUAUAGAUCCAAACGCGACAUGUUGCACAAAAAACCAAGAAAAUUUGAAUGAACCAACUGUCACGGAAUCUGGAGAGAAAAAUAUUUCGGAAAAACAUACUGUAACUGAUACAACUGGCACAACUAAUCAAACUACUGAAGAUCAAAGUCAAGAUAUUCCUGUUAGUAAAAAUCAAAAUAUUAGCUCUAUAGAUAAAGAAAAAGAAACUGAAAUUAAAAAUGUUAAUACGGCAUUAGAUAAUGAUGAAAAAUUUUUGGAAGCGGUAGCGAAAAAAACUAAAAAGACACUGUUUCCCGAAAUAAGCAUAACAAAUAAAUGCGAUGAAGUUGCUAAUAAUGAUUUAUCACACUCAAAAGAUACCAAAACGGAUAUAGAAUGUGACCAAAAAGUAGCACAAAUAGAAAAUGUGGAGCAAAAUAAUAUAGAUGAAAGCAAACCGAAUUCGGAAAGCAAAACUUUUGUUAGUUCAACUACAAUAGAUUUAAGUAGUGCUAGUAGUAGUAGUGCUGGUGUUAGUAGUGCUACACCUGCAGACGAACCAGUGACUAAAACUGAAAUUCAGGUAACUACUAAUAGAGAGCAGUCGGUAAUUUCGCAAACUGAGAAUGAAAAUAAUACUUUAUGUAAUCAAAAAGUAACCAAGGAAGAUGUUUUACCUUCGCAAAAAAUGGUAGCAGAACCUUCAAAUAUAAAAGAAGCAAAGAUAGAACAACCAGUUAAUGAAAAGAACCCAAAAUUGGAGAACACUGAAAAUUCAAAUGUUUUGGAUACAAAAAAUAAUAAUAAUAACGGUUCAAAAAACUUGGAUUUUAAUUUAAACGAAAAUGUAACAGAGAAAAAAUAUGAAAGUAUUGUUGAAAACAAAAGUAUUGCCGAAUUUGAAAAAUUAUCUAAAAGAAAAAGCACGGAAACUUCCGCAAAUACUCCCAUGUCAACUGCUAUUAUUUCGAACGAUAAUAUCAUAAAAAAUGAUACAAAUGAAAUUAGUAAUAAAUCUUGUAAAUCAGAGGAAAAAGUUAUAGAAAAAUUGAUCGAAACUAAUCAAACGCAAACGCAACCGCAACAGCAACAAUUACAAUCACAAAGUUUUUGCGGAAGUGUAAAUAAGAAAAAUCAAAUGAAAAUAAAAUCGUCUCCGGAUUCGACGCUAAAUAAUAAACAGCAGCAUAUGGAAAAAAUGGAAAAUGAUAUUGAGAAAACAUAUAAAGAAAAACAGAGAAUAUCUGUGGCAACAUCUGCUGUAAAAAUUAAAGAGGAGGAAAAAAAUAUACAAAAUGUGUCAGCAUUACCACUCGACCCAUCAUUAAUAUCCGUUCAUGAAAAAAUGCAAUUAAAACCUGCUGAACAUACACAAAUACCUAAUUCAAUGGAUCUUAACAAAAUAACGCCUCCAUUUCAAUUAAAUCAGAUUCCAAAUUAUCCUACUUCACAGUAUUGGCAAUGGGAUUAUUACAGUUAUAAUUUUUCGCAUUUAGAAGCGACCACUCAAAAAAAUCAAAAUAAAUUUCAUAAGAAUUUAGCUACGCAGAUGGCAUAUGGACACAAUUUUACACAAAAUUUGUAUCCAUCUCCAAAUUUGGCAAUACAACAUCAUGCACAUCAACACAUGCAACAGCAUGUUAAAGAUAAACAUAGAACGGAUAAGAAAACUAAUAACUAUAAAAAAGAGGAUGGCCAUAAGGGGGUUGGUAAUGGGAAUUUAAAUGCUUUAAUGCAGGAAGAAUCUCAUGCAUGUGGUUUUGCAGAGAAUCAAACGUAUAAUCAAAAAAAUGCAUCACAAUCAAAAUCUUAUAAAGAUCAAUCACAACAUGUUAAAUCUUUGAAUUUACUACAAGAUGCUAAUACUAAAUUCUAUAAUUCAGCCUCAGCGCUUUUACCAUCAUCUUCGAUUCAAAAUAUACUUGCAGCUCAAGCAAUUUCGCAAAAAUCGAAGGAGUCAAAUAUAAGUCCAAUUCCAGUUUCAACAGAUGAGUCCAAAUCAAAAUUAUUACACCAACAACCAGUGGUUUACAACAGUGAGCAAUCUAAUAAUAAUUCUAACAUGCAUAACUAUGAAUGCGGUAUGAAUGUACAGAUGAGCAUUGAUUCCCCUGCAAGUAUUGGAAGUGAUGUUACACAAGGUUCUGUUGAAGCAUUGCCAGCAUCCAAUAUACAAAUGCAUCAGACACAACAAUUUCCCGAUUGCUCCAUGCACAAUCAAUCGUCAAGUACACCCAUGCAUAUGGCAAUUCAUACAUCUAACGUUCAACAACAGCAACAAGCUGGUAUAAAUAUGAACUUGCCAACAGCAACUCAAAACAUCAAUAUUCUAAAUAAUGCUCAGCACUCUCAACAACACAGAAAAGUUUCUGCACAGAGUGAAAUUGUUACCAGUGUCUCAAAUUCUACUCAGCGGUCGUCUCCCUCAAAGUUAAUUCGUAAUGUCAACACGUCGACUAGUAAUCAAUAUCGUGUUGCUAAAAAUGGCUCAUCAGGCAAUUCGUCAUCGUCUUCAGUUACGCAACAACAGGGUUUAAAUAAUCAUCAAAGUGUCUCACAGGCACACCAGGAACAAAUGCAUAAUAUGCAGUUUUCACAACUAGGAGAUCAACAUGGACACAAUCAGAACAUGCAACAUGUAGAUUAUAUUUCAUUACCACAACUAAGUCAAAAUUAUGCCGGAAAUUCUUCGUCAUCAUAUGAUUUAGUUUCGAUGCCUGCAGUUUUACAGCAACGUAUGACACACCCUAUUUCCAGUCCACACCAACGACAAGACCAAUCACCAUCAGCAUGUGCAGUUAAUAAUCUCUAUUUGCAAAAUAAUGUUAACUCAAAUCAUGCAAUUAGUACUCCUUCUCGUAUACAAGAAUCUGUUUCGUCGUCCUCUACAAUUUCAUCUGGGGUAUCUUCAACAUCAGCCAAUAGCGACCAGCAAUUGUCAAAUAACUCAUCCGAUACAAUGACCAGUGCAAGUAAUUCGGGUGAGACAUCCACUUUAGUUGGAAAUCUAUGCAGUCUGUCUAAGUUACAGCAAUUAACAAAUGGUUUAGAUGUACAACCGUGCAACACUUCUCCAGCAGGUCAAGUUAAUUUGACACCACCACCUCAUCAUCCAUUGCCGCAUAACUCGAUGACACCACCACCGCAUUUAUUAGUAACGCAGAAUAGAAAUAUUACUACACCCCCAAAUAUGUUACAGAGUCAAAUGACAUCUCUGCAGUAUCACAAGUAUUAUUCCACCAAUAUGAAUAUAGGUCAAAUUUCAGGAGCACCUACACAAAAUGUUAGCAGAACUACACGUAACACACCUUCUGCGCCAGUUCAACAUAUAUCUGCUGCUGCUUCCUCAGCUUCAUCAUCGAGCCGUACGACAAAUGUACAUAUUAGUCCAAAUUUAAUGACACCGUAUAGUGCAAUUAAUGGCUAUAGAAUGUCAAGUCAACAGUCUGGUGCGACAUCUGGCUAUGUAUCGGCUAGUGAAUAUCCAAAUUCUCAAAUACCAAUGCAAAUGGGUGUUAUGAAUAUGCAGACACAAUUCCAAGAUGCUUGUGCACUCCAACGCGCGCAGCAGAAUCAGAUGUAUUCAACGUACUCACCUUAUAUUCCACUAAAUGGAUCUAUACGAAGAUAAAUUGUAAUCAUUUUAUAAUUAAAAAUUGUUUUAUUUGUAGUUAUAAUUAACAUGUAUAUAUUAUAUAUCUCAGUGUUA
Messenger RNA from Teleopsis dalmanni, 7841 nucleotides. Its product is annotated as histone acetyltransferase KAT6A-like. Gene Ontology annotation, molecular function: histone acetyltransferase activity; DNA binding. Lineage: Eukaryota; Metazoa; Arthropoda; Insecta; Diptera; Diopsidae. Gene Ontology annotation, biological process: regulation of DNA-templated transcription; nucleosome assembly. The coding region runs from base 135 to 7763 and encodes 2542 amino acids. Gene Ontology annotation, cellular component: MOZ/MORF histone acetyltransferase complex; nucleosome. The record is from RefSeq and is a predicted model, not a curated record. The transcript is spliced from 8 exons.